UCUAUACAGAACCAGAUCACGACUGCAUCCUCCCAACACUCAACUCUUCUACUCUUUCAUUCUUCACCUCCAAAUCUACACUUCACUCUCCUUUCAUCAAAAUUCCUUCCGUCACCGUCACCGUCACCGUCACCGUCACCGGAAAACACACACUCACACUAAUCACAAAAUUAAUCUAAUCUAAUCUAAUGUUGGCACCGUCAUCAUCAUCAAUAAUAAUGUCAUUAUUAACAAAACAAAAAUUACUCUUAAUCUUAUCAGCCCUAACCCUAAUUACAUUCACUUAUAUCUCAUUAUCUCCUACUUUUAUUAAGACCUGUUCUUUUCCACCUCCCACAACCACUUCAUUUUCUCAGGGUGAUGUGAAAUUGGAAUUAGGUAGUGAGUUUAGUGAUGUGUAUCAUACACCUCAAGUGUUUAAGUUAAAUUAUGCUGAAAUGGAGAAGAGGUUUAAGGUUUAUAUUUAUCCGGACGGCGAUCCGAAAACGUUUUAUCAGACGCCGAGGAAGUUGACUGGGAAGUAUGCUAGUGAAGGUUAUUUUUUUCAGAAUAUUAGAGAGAGUAGGUUUAGGACGGAUGAUCCGGAUGAAGCGGAUUUGUUUUUUAUUCCGAUUUCGUGUCAUAAGAUGCGUGGAAAGGGAACUUCAUAUGAAAACAUGACUAUAAUAGUACAGAAUUAUGUGGAUGGUUUGAUUUCAAAGUAUCCAUACUGGAACAGAACCCUGGGUGCAGAUCAUUUUUUUGUCACAUGCCAUGAUGUUGGCGUGAGGGCAACUGAGGGACUUCCACUUCUUGUAAAGAAUUCCAUACGAGCUGUGUGUUCCCCUAGUUAUGAUGUUGGAUUUAUUCCUCACAAAGAUAUUGCUCUUCCUCAAGUGCUGCAGCCCUUUGCUCUUCCACGCGGUGGAGAUGACAUUGAAAACAGGACUACACUUGGUUUCUGGGCGGGUCAUAGGAACUCCAAGAUUCGAGUGAUUUUGGCACGCACAUGGGAGAAUGACACAGAACUUGACAUUUCAAACAACAGAAUAAAUAGAGCUACCGGGCAUCUUGUAUAUCAAAAGAGGUUUUAUAGAACCAAAUUCUGUAUCUGCCCUGGUGGUUCACAGGUGAACAGUGCCCGUAUUGCAGAUUCAAUCCAUUAUGGGUGUAUUCCAGUUAUUCUGUCCAACUACUAUGAUCUGCCAUUCAAUGACAUUCUUGAUUGGGGGAAAUUUGCGGUCAUACUUAAGGAAAAAGAUGUUUAUGACUUGAAGCAAAUCCUCAAGGACAUAUCCAAUGAACAAUUUGUCACCCUUCACAACAACUUAGUAAAGAUUCAGAAGCACUUCCAAUGGAACACACCUCCCAUCCCGUAUGAUGCUUUCCAUAUGGUCAUGUACGAUCUGUGGUUACGCCAUUCUGUCAUCAAAUACUGAACCAGAAGUUGGGCAAGUCAGGUUUGCUCUUCAUACAGGCUCCAAUUUGUUGUUUUUAGAUUACUGUACACAUUUUUUCAUUUUUUUUUACUGGUGAUAGUAGUACCAGCAGGCUCAUGUCUCUUUCUAAUCCCUUUGUAAAGUAAACUACGGUUUGUCAAAUAUGGUACUUGAUCA
This is a messenger RNA of Erigeron canadensis, 1595 nucleotides long. RefSeq names its product probable glycosyltransferase At5g03795. Bases 189 to 1418 code for a protein of 409 amino acids. NCBI's taxonomy places the organism in Eukaryota, Viridiplantae, Streptophyta, Magnoliopsida, Asterales, Asteraceae. Gene Ontology annotation, molecular function: glycosyltransferase activity. The transcript has 6 exons. The record is from RefSeq and is a predicted model, not a curated record.